Molecule: messenger RNA, 789 nt
Organism: Labeo rohita (rohu)
Lineage: Eukaryota; Metazoa; Chordata; Actinopteri; Cypriniformes; Cyprinidae
Product: transcription factor Adf-1-like
Exons: 2
Coding region: 1-789 (262 amino acids)
Biological process (GO): regulation of transcription by RNA polymerase II
Cellular component (GO): nucleus; transcription regulator complex
Molecular function (GO): DNA binding
Source: RefSeq, a predicted model, not a curated record
AUGGAGGAGAAGUUGAUUAUUGCUGUGGCGGGUUUCCCCAUAAUCUAUGACGUGUCCCUGUUUGCGUACAGGGACAUAAAUAGAAAAAAUGAUGCAUGGACCAAGGUGUCUGAGAUUGUUGGUGUUCCUGCGGAUGAGUGCAGAAAAAGGUGGAAGUCUCUUAGAGACACCUACAGAAAAGAGAGGAAGAAGGAGGCAGAGAGGAAGAGAAGUGGAGCAGGGGCGAGCAGUGUUCGGCCAUGGCGCUAUAGUGGGGUCAUGGGCUUUCUCAACCCCUUCCUAGAAGAUAGAGUUACUGCCAGUAAUAUGGUAGAGGGGUUUGGGGAAGCCCUGGCCCCAGAGGAAAGAGAGGAUGCCAUAGUCCGGCACAGUCAGGCAGCACAGACAACACACACACACAGUCAGCAGCGUGAGGCGAGCCAGCUAAGUGAGAGCCCAAGUCAGUUCAGCGUUCAGGUUCAGGAAGGACCAUCAAGCCCGGGCCAGUCCAGCGUUCAGAGACAGACGGGGCACUCACACAGGAGAAAGAGAGCACACAACAUCACAGAGUUUGAUGAGAGGAUGCUAACAGCUUUGGAGGCUGUGAGUAGGAGAGCUAGCGCUCCUCAGGAGGACAGUGACAGUUUAUUUUUUAAAAGCCUCCUGGAAGAUUUUAGGACACUGUCAUUGAGGACCAGGCAGGAUUUAAAGUUCCAAAUUCACAAGCUAGUGUAUGAAGCAAAAUGUCUGGAGGCUGGACUCACUGAACACUGGGGAGAGAGUAACGGGGGGCAGCUGACAAGUCUGUGA